CCUCCUCCCAGCCCCCGGGAGCGCCCGGGUCCGGGCCAGGGGGCGGGACCGGGGGCUCGGCCCGCCUUACCCGGAGGUGCUGGGUUCCUUCCCGUCGGGCUGCUGCCGCCUGCGCCUCGGCGGGCUGGGAGGCUGAUCGGUGCUGCUGGGAGCGGUGUGAGGUGCUGCGUGGCGCGCGGUGGCUGCUUCCACGUCCUCGCUUCACCUCGGGCAGCCGUGGGGCGAGCCACCGAGCCGCGGCGGGACUGCGGCGGCCGGGGCGCCCUGCCAGAGAGAAGAAAUGGAAGGACUUUCUGAUGUUGCUUCUCUUGCAACUAAACUUAAAAACACUCUCAUCCAGUACCACAGCAUUGAAGAAGAUAAGUGGCGAGUUGCUAAGAAAACGAAAGAUGUAACUGUUUGGAGAAAACCCUCAGAAGAAUUUAAUGGAUAUCUCUACAAAGCCCAAGGUGUUAUAGAAGACCUUGUCAAUAGUAUAAUAGACCAUAUACGCCCAGGGCCUUGUCGUUUGGAUUGGGACAGCUUGAUGACUUCAUUGGAUAUUUUGGAGAACUUUGAAGAGAAUUGCUGUGUGAUGCGUUACACUACCGCUGGUCAGCUUUGGAAUAUAAUUUCCCCAAGAGAAUUUGUUGAUUUCUCCUAUACUGUGGGCUAUAAAGAAGGGCUUUUAUCUUGUGGAAUAAGUCUUGACUGGGAUGAAAAGAGACCAGAAUUUGUUCGAGGAUACAACCAUCCCUGUGGUUGGUUUUGUGUUCCACUUAAGGACAACCCAAACCAGAGUCUUUUGACAGGAUAUAUUCAGACAGAUCUGCGUGGGAUGAUUCCUCAGUCAGCAGUAGACACAGCCAUGGCAAGCACUUUAACCAACUUCUAUGGUGAUUUACGAAAAGCUUUAUUAUAGGCAAAAUGCGUUCAAACUUGCAGGACUAUGGAUCAACUCUGUCUCUCAGCCACAUGGCCUGUAAAAAUCAUUGAUUCCACUCUUCUGCAUAGCCUGUAGAAAAAUUUGAAAUAAUUUUGGUUUAGUAGUACAUUUGGUUUUAUUCCUAAAGUAAAUAGCUAUCUAAGAGAGGGCAUUUUCAUUUUCUUUUCUUUUUUUUAAAUUUUGAGACAGAAUCUCACUCUGCUGCCCAUGCUGGAGGGCGGUGGUGUGAUCACAGCUCACUGCAGCUUUGAUCUGACCAUUCAAGGGGUUAUUCUACCUCACCCUUCUGAAUAGCUUGGACUACAGGUACACCACCAUGCAUGGCUAUUCCUUUUUUUUAUUUUUUUUUUUAUUUUUUGUAGAGAUGUGGUCUCACUAUGUUGCCCAGGCUGGUCUUGAACUCCUGACCUCAAGAGAUUCCCCACCUCAUCCCCCUCAAAGUGUUGGGAUUAUAGGCAUGAGCCCCCAUUCCUGGGGGAUUUAAAUUCCCCCAAUUUAAAAUGUGGAAUUCAGUUGCUGUCUAAAUUUUGAGUCUCUUAAAAGUAUCAGUCUGUAGCUGGAACAAAUACAUUCUUAGAUUUAUCUAGUGCCUAGAUACCAUUUUAUAAUAAUUAGAAUGGAGUAUUAUGGGUCCCCUAAUUAAUUUUGUGGCUGCCUUAAGUGAGAUUUUCUAAAUGAUUUUCACAUUCUAAAUGACUUUGGGUUUUGAACUAUCCAUCUAGUUUACUUCUAAAAUGAGAACUUGAGGCCUUUCAGUGUACGCAGGCAAAUCUUUGUAUAUAUUUAUCUGUUUGUGUACAUGCACACAUCUUGAAAUCCAUUUCAAUGUUUAAUGUCAGUUGUUGAUGUAUUAGUAUUUCUGUGUCUACUGUUUUGUUGUUGCUAAUAUGGGUAAAAUGGGCCCUGAAAUACAUGCUAGAAAGGCCACAAAAUGCACAAAAGCGUAUAGUGUUUCAAGUGCAUGAUAGUUUGAUUUGUGUUUUACUUUAUUGAGUUUUCCUGGGUGUAAAGAAAGAAUAAAUCAUAGUUCUUCAUACCCAUUUUGUCAAAGUGGAGCAGUGAAGCUGUUUUUUACUUUUGUUUUUAUUUAUUUUUUGCUCCUGGAGAUGACAGAUUUCAAAAAACAAAAGGUGGCAGCACCACAAUGUUCAUGGUGAAUAAUCUCAUAGUAUCGACAUUGAUCCAGCUCUGAUAGGAGGGAUGCACAAAGGGGUCUGUAUUCUUAACGGCUUAUUAAUUACCAGUAUCCUUUUCUAAGUUGAAUUUACUUUUGAAUUACUAGAUUUCUUUCCCUUUCAUUCGUUCUGCAGUAGUGAAAGAAAACUAUUAGUUUCAGUUUCCCAUGGUAAUGGGUAAAUGUUAGUUUUGACUUCUAUUUUGUUCACUUAUUUAUAUUAGUAUAGAGUAGGAAGUCUCAUGUUCUACUAUUCUAUCUAGGAUGGUGAAAUUCCAAAGGUGCCUAACUUGGGUAAGGGAUUUGUGACAAGAUAGUAUACAUUAUUAUAAGGGCUAUUAUUUCCUGACCUGGAGAUCCCUAAAAGCAAAUAAACUGCCUGCUAUCUCUACUCUAGUGCUCUCUUUGUCCUUAUCAACAUAUACUUCCUAUGGAGUAAUUACAUAAUUUACUAUUAAACAUGGAUCCACUCUAGGUAAAAUUACCCUCGUGGAAAAAUUUUCAUUGUGAAGAUGAUGAAUUUAAAAAUUAUGUUUGAAUCACCUAAAAAAUAUGUGCAGCUUCUAGAUGGGCUCUGAAAUCUGCUGGGCUCUAGCUGUGUACUUUAGAAAAAUAACAACAGCUUUAUUGAUAUAUAAUUUACAUAUUAUGUCAUUUACCCAUUUUUAAGUGUCUAAUUCAGUGAGUUUUUAAAUACAUAUGUAGAAUUGUGCAGCCAUCAACACAAUCUGGAUUUAGAACUUUUCCAUCAUUCCGAAAGAUUCCUUUUGUCUUUUUUGCAGACUCAUAUCUAACACAAAUCUAAAGUUUAUCACUGUUGCCAGGAUAAUUACUAUAGGUUUUGUUUGGCUUUGUUUUGGAGAGUGGAGGUGUUCAUAAUUCUAAGCUCAGGAAUCUUGUGAUCAUGUAUUAAAUAUGUUAUCUUAUACCAUAAUGAUAUAAAAGCUUAAUGAUGUGGGUUGGGAUGGAUAUUAACGUAAAUAAUUGAGUCUGCUGCUUCUAUAGCAAUGCUGUAGGGUAGAAAAAUAAUCUAAGUGAUAUAUGUAAUUUAAAAAAUUCUAGAAGAAACAGCUGAAGUUAAUUUUUAUAUUUUAUUUAACUUAAUACAUUCAAAAUGUUAUUUUAACAUGUAAUUGAUAUAAAGAUUUAUUUUGAUAGUUUGUAUUGUUUCUUGUACUAAUUCUCUGAAAUCUGGUAUGCAUUUUACUAAUUUGGGCAAGCCAAAUUUUAAGUGCUCAUCAGCCACAUGAGGCCAGUGGAUACUGUAUUGAAUAGCACAGUCCUAUAGUAUAUUUAUUAAUUUGUCUUGUUAUAAGAUGAAAUAGACUAAUAUGAAAUAAUAUCUUAAAUGGAAAUCUUUUCUAGUCUCUAGAUUCUUUGCUUGCUAAAUAGGACAUUUAAACUUUAGAUAUAAAUCAGUUAGUAGUUGCCAAUGAAAUAAAAUUAUUGCCAAAAAAUAUUUUCCUUCAAAGAUAAGUAACUUUUGAUAUGGCAGUUGAUGAAAUGAAAGAAUAUAAUCUGCCUUGUUAGAUGGUUAUUUUCUGUAGCUUGUAGGUAGUAUAUAUUAGAAACUUGUGUAUGUAAGAAAUAUUUGGCAUAAUACUGUUUUCAGUACAUAGUAGCUAUUUUUUAAGGAAAUUAGUUCCAUACAAGAAAAAACUUAUAAUAAAAGUGAUACUUUUGCAUGAAAUAUUAGUUUGUGUUAAUAACUCUUAGUUAACCCUUAAAGUUUAAAACAAUAUUCAGAAAAAAUGAGAAUCUAGCAUUCUGUAGUUAAUCUAUAAUAUAAAUUGAUAAAGUACUAGUGGACUUGUAAAUGUUAAAAUUCUCUUCAUUUCAGUGUUUCUUGAGGUUGGAUAUAUUUGAAAUUGUAGAUUUCUAUGUGCAAAAUAUCUCCUAGUUAAUAGAGUUUUUUUAUUCCCCUCCCUUCAGCCUAUUCCUUUUCUAACUGAAGGACAUUUUAUCAACAGUAGUGUUGAAUUCAAUUAAUAUCUCAAGCUAAACAACAAUGUAAUUGAAGUUGUAUCUGGAGAAGAUAGGAAAACAUUGCACAAUUUAAGCCCUUAAUGGUCUAUUGAGCUUUUAGGGGAUGUAGACUGCAUGGCAGGGGCUACAGGGACAGAGCAUUGCCUGUAAUACAGAUAAAAGCUUUACCUCUUUAUUGGAGAGUAUACUACCAUCUUUUGAAUCAGGUGUUUAAAUCCAGUUUCUUUUAAGUAAAUGGGGCUGUAGCGAUCCCCACCAUAUAGAGAAAUCAACAGAACCAGAGAAGUUAAGAGGCCUGAUCAGGUUUCCCUUAGAACCUGUGUUGUAUAAUUACCUGCCUGAUGUGUCUUCCGUGUCUUUCUUAUUCAACUUCUAGAAGUAGAGAAGGUUAGGGCUUCAGCGUUGAAGAAACGUCAGAAUAAUUUCAAAAAACAGGAAGUUGGAAUUAUAAUUUUUCAAUUAUUGUACUGUUUUUACAGAUUUUACAUAUAUAAAUGUUAAAAUUUAUCUCUUGCAGUUCAAUGAAAGCUAUAAUAUAGAUUUUUUAAAGAAGUUUAUAUAAUUAUUUUAUGAACCAAUAUGUAAAACUAGAAUAUUUAUUAAACUAAUAAAGAAUAUGUUAUUAGUAUCAAUAAAAUAUGUAUUUUUAAAUUGCUGUGAAAUAAAAUAAAAAUUUCUAGACACUCUUAAAA
This is a messenger RNA of Saimiri boliviensis boliviensis (Bolivian squirrel monkey), 4777 nucleotides long. RefSeq names its product StAR related lipid transfer domain containing 4 (gene STARD4). Gene Ontology annotation, biological process: cholesterol transport involved in cholesterol storage; intracellular cholesterol transport; cholesterol import. Gene Ontology annotation, cellular component: endoplasmic reticulum; cytosol. The record is from RefSeq and is a predicted model, not a curated record. Lineage: Eukaryota; Metazoa; Chordata; Mammalia; Primates; Cebidae. Gene Ontology annotation, molecular function: cholesterol transfer activity; cholesterol binding.